AUGUCGACGGAUGAAAAGAUUUCAAGACAAGAUAAUCAAUGCAUGCAGCAGAAUCAAGAGAAAGAUUUACUUGAAAGUACUUGCACGCAAUCGAGUCCUCUUCAAAAAGACCAAAUUACGACUCAUUUAAGUGUCUUGGGACGUAAUCCAUUCACCCAAGCCCAUAUCUAUACCACUUUGACACUAAAUGAUUUGCAGCUUUCAAAUAUUGACGCUGUUAAGGAGUUUCCACAUAUUCAGCACUUAUUCUGUAGACAAAAUGAACUUCAAUCGUUGAGUCCACUUCAAUACAUUCCAUUAUUAUUGACAAUAGAUGUUACUGGAAAUCAACUCACUGAAGUUCUCGACUUCACAGUACCGAAAUGCAAUUCAGACUUUGCAUGGAGGGAUGGAGGUGGUUGGAUUGGGUCACUUUUACGAAAAGCUACGCUUGACAAAAAUCGGAUUGUAUCAAUGCCUCACUAUGAACUCGCUAGGACACAUCCAUAUCUUUUGGAAUUACGACUUGCACACAAUAGUAUUGAAGUGAUUUCUGGUCUUAGUCAAUUACGAUUUUUACGUCUGCUCGAUCUCUCACACAAUAAAUUAACAACCACGCUUGGUUUAAUACGCAAUGAAGACUUGUCGUGUGGACUCCAGGCUCUAUCAACGUUAUUAUUGAGCGGGAAUCAACUCACGGAGAUUGAUUCAACGUUAGCGCUUCUUCCACGAUUGACACACUUAAACGUUGCUUAUAAUCAGGUCAACACAUUGUCGAGUCUCGAAAAUUGCAGUCAACUUCAGCAACUAGAACUUGCGCACAACAAUAUUACUGAUAUCAACGAACUGAACGUUUUGGCCGGUCUUCGUUAUGUUGGAUAUAUUUCACUUGAUGGUAAUCCAUUUGUGGUGACUCAAAUUGCGAAGGUAUUUUAUCGUGCUCGAGUCAUUCGACGCUUAUUGCAAAUUGAGUAUUUAGACAAUGAGCGUGUGACUUACAAAGAAAAAGUCAAAGCACUUGUUAUGCAUGGUAGCGAUCUUGAAGCUCGACGUCAGGUGGCAGCUAAGUAUCUUCCCCAACAAGAAUUUAUUGACUUUUUGCCACCAAUAAUCUUUGAGGAUGACAAGUUGCUCGAGUUGCCACUUCGCUGCAUGUCUUACCAAGACCAACUAGUUCCAAACUCUAUGCAGAGCGAUAGUAUUGAAGGAGAAGAGAAUCUAGACGAUCGGAAUUAG
This is a messenger RNA of Plasmopara halstedii, 1215 nucleotides long. Its product is annotated as Protein phosphatase 1, regulatory subunit, and related proteins. Lineage: Eukaryota; Oomycota; Peronosporomycetes; Peronosporales; Peronosporaceae. The transcript has 4 exons. The record is from RefSeq and is a predicted model, not a curated record. Bases 1 to 1215 code for a protein of 404 amino acids. Gene Ontology annotation, molecular function: protein binding.